Dama dama (fallow deer) is the source of this 768-nucleotide messenger RNA. It is a transcript of the gene LRRC18, whose product is annotated as leucine rich repeat containing 18. Bases 1 to 768 code for a protein of 255 amino acids. Gene Ontology annotation, molecular function: protein binding. Lineage: Eukaryota; Metazoa; Chordata; Mammalia; Artiodactyla; Cervidae. The transcript has a single exon. The record is from RefSeq and is a predicted model, not a curated record.
AUGGCCAAGGGAGCAAAAGGCCCCAAGGGCAAAAAGAUCACCCUCGCUGUGGCCAAGAAUUGUAUCAAGAUCACAUUUGAUGGAAAGAAACGCCUUGACUUGAGCAAGAUGGGAAUUACCGCCUUUCCUAAGUGUAUUUUGCGACUCACUGAUGUGGAUGAGCUCGACCUGAGCCGGAACUUGAUCAAGAAGAUUCCUGAUGCCAUCUCCAAGUUCCAGAACCUGCGGUGGCUGGACUUGCAUAGCAACUACAUUGACAAGCUCCCCGAUACCAUCGGCCAGAUGACCUCUCUGCUCUACCUCAACGUCAGCAACAACAGGCUGACCACCAACGGGCUGCCCGUAGAGCUCAAUCAACUCAAGAAUGUCCGCACUGUGAAUCUAGGCCUGAACCACCUGGACAGCGUGCCCACCACACUGGGUGCUCUGAAGGAGCUCCACGAGGUGGGGCUCCAUGACAACCUGCUGAGCAACAUUCCCAACAGCAUCUCCAAGCUCCCCAAGCUGAAAAAGCUCAACACAAAGAGAAAUCCCUUUCCCAAGGCAGAGUCGUCGGAUAUGUUUGUGGAUUCCAUCAGGAGGCUGGACAACCUGUAUCUGGUGGAAGAGAAGGAUCUGUGUGGGACUUGCCUGAGAAAAUGCCAACAGGCCCGGGACAAGCUGAACAAAAUCAAGAGCAUGGCCACGGCGACACCAAGAAAGGCCAUCUUUUCCACUUUGGUCUCACCCAACUCCAUGGCCAAGGAAUCCCAAGAAGAUUGGAGGUGA